This is a messenger RNA of Myxocyprinus asiaticus (Chinese sucker), 2925 nucleotides long. Its product is annotated as calcipressin-1-like. The transcript is spliced from 5 exons. Gene Ontology annotation, molecular function: calcium-dependent protein serine/threonine phosphatase regulator activity; nucleic acid binding. Bases 1258 to 1764 code for a protein of 168 amino acids. Gene Ontology annotation, biological process: calcium-mediated signaling. NCBI's taxonomy places the organism in Eukaryota, Metazoa, Chordata, Actinopteri, Cypriniformes, Catostomidae. The record is from RefSeq and is a predicted model, not a curated record. Gene Ontology annotation, cellular component: cytoplasm; nucleus.
UCGGUUUCAUAUUUCUAUUUUUCCAUUCUCUCACGGAGGCGGAGAUGCACUGUAAUAAACAGACAGCGCAUGCACACGGACAGCUGAUGGAUGUAUUCUGUAAAUAAACAGGACUCAUUGCUCUGUCUUAGCAGUGCAACCAUAAACACAUUAACAAACAUACACAUAUACAAAGAAGAGGAUAAGUUUGCCUCAAAAGUGUAAAGGCAUGACUGUGUGAAGGCAUGACUGUAUGUUUGUUAACAGUUAGAUACUCUGUAAUUAAAAUAUAUUAUAUAAAAUACUAAAGUAAUUGUAUUUAAAAACAAAAACUGAGGUGUCUUCUCUACUACUGUCAGUGAAUAGAAAUGUAUACACCGUCCAAAAUCAAUUUUGCUCAAAUGUGUUGUUGUUUGGUGUCUCAGAAGUAGCUUUGCAAAAUUUUCAGUGAUCACACAGGAAAUAUACAUUGACAUGUUUCCGAAUAUUCAUGUACUCUGAAAUAAACCCCAUUCUGACGAAUUACUGACAAGCACCAACCCUCAUUAGACAUGUUUGCAUCAAUUCGGUUGUGAACAGCCUUAGAGACACAGGUUCUAGUCCUGUGGAAACCAGGAAGUACUCAUGUUCCUCAUAAACAAUAAUACUCAUUAUGUGAUGUGAUUCGAAGAUGGCAUUUUUGCUCUAAAAUUACAUUUUACUUCACUGAUGGCUAGGUUUAUGGUUUGGGUUAGGGGAUAGAGUUAAUGAAAUAUGCAGUCCUGUUGACUGUACUGCAUCAUUUACACUGAAAAAUAUAAGUAGCUUUUGGUGCCACCCUGUGGAAAUUUUACAUCAACACUGCCAGCUUCGGCCACUGAGAGUAGUGAUUCUAAUUUCGGUAAGCUCGAACUUUUCGGCAUACUGUCACCAUAUUUACUAGAGGUCGACCGACAUAUCGGUUAUUGGCAAACAAUCGGCACCGAUAACAGAUUUCUGGAACUAUCGGUUAUUGGCAAAAAUCCACACCGAUAGUUUUUCCCCAUUCUGCUGGAGUGGCUGGGAAGGGUCUGCUGUCAUUAUACGGUAUGAGAGCGGCCUCUAGAGGCAAAAUAAACUUCACUGAUGCCUUGUGGUGUUUGUUUUGACACGUGAAACUACACUAUGCAUGGAGCGGAACACUUCAGAUGUGGAUAUAAAACAUCAGCAAUGAAAAGGUUCAGGCUGCAUAGAGGGAACUGUUGCAGUGUUUCAUAUUAUUCCAGAUCGUUCUGCACCAGGUGAAGUUUCAGCGCAGAAAUGGAGCAGUUUGAGGCAUUGUUCCAUGCGUUUGAUCCGGGCACAUCAUUCCAGUUCUUCAAAAGCUUCAGACGGGUUCGGAUCAACUUCACAGAUUCUUUGGCUGCAGCCAACGCCCGAGUCAAACUCCACAAGAGUAAUUUCAAUGGAAAGGAGAUGCGGCUGUAUUUCGCUCAGUCUGUACAUAUCGGCAGCCCUCGUCUUGAGCCUCCUAAACCAGAGAAGCAGUUCCUGAUCUCUCCUCCAGCGUCACCCCCUGUUGGCUGGGAGCAGUCUCAAGAUGCCAAACCUGGCAUCAACUAUGACCUGCUGUGUGCUGUGUCCAAACUAGGACCAGGUGAGCAGUACGAACUUCACACUGGAACCACCGACACACCCAGUGUAAUCGUACACGUGUGUGAAGACGACAGCUCAGGGGGCGAGGAAGAAACAGAGGGUGGCAAACGCGCACGCCCCAAAAUCAUCCAGACGCGCCGCCCAGACUAUGUCCCUUCAGUUAACCAGUGAGUGGGUAAUUCUGGGCUAUUUUAUCAGCUUGACAAACAUUAGAAGAACUGGAAAACAUGCAGUUUGUUAUCCUUACCACCAGGGGGGUGGUAAGCAUCAGAGCCUUUUCCUAGUUAGCCUCUUCCGGGCGUCAACCAUUCUCAUAAUCUCGCGUUUCAUUUAUAAAGAUCCAUCGCAGAUGGAAUCAGGGACUUAAGAAAGUUUCUCUCAUAUAAAAGAAUGUCAUUAUUUGCUUGAUGUCACAACUGUGUAUUUAAUUAACCGAGAGAAUAGCGAGAACGCAGCUAAUUUACACAAGGAGUUUUUUGUGUAGCACAAAGAAACUAAAUAUUGUGUCUGAAGUGUUCAGUGUGUAUUGUUUGGGGCCACUAACAUGUACUCAACGUCAUUAUCAUGUAUAAUUUCUAAUGUUAAAGAAAUAGGUUACCAAAAAAUGAAAAUUCUGUUAUUAUUUACUCACCCUCAUGCCAUUUCAAACCUACAGACUGAAGUUUAGUCAUUAUUCACUGAAAAUCUUUCCAUCCGUCGCAGCUCUUAGUUCUCAUUUGUGAAGACACAUUGUGCGUCUCGUAACCAAACGUGAUGUGCCACAAAUAAUAUGCAAAUGAGAUCUGAGAGCUGUGUCAGAGGGGAAUAUAAUUCUUCAUAAUUUCUACUUUUGUGUUCGACUGAAGAAAGUCAUGUGGGUUUUGAAUGACAUGAAGGUGAGUAUAUGAUGUUAGAAUUUUCUAUUUGUUUAACUGAACUAUCCCUGUAAGUCAAUUAAGCACGUCUGUGCAGUCUUUGAAAAGUCAUUAUUGUUGCUGAAAUACUUCACAAACUCCUCCAAGUAUUACGCACUUUAAAAAUAGAGCCUUAUUCCGUGGUUAACAGACAACAUCAUCCAGUAUUGUCUUUGUAUAUUAACUCUGUUACCAAAAUCGCUCUGUUGUGCUCUACUGUCUUUGGAGAUGUUGUCCUCUUUAAUGUACGAGCAUUUUAAUGUCAUCCAGUGACUUAAAGCAACUAUAAAUUACUGUAUAUAUUUGAUGUAUUUGAAUGUAGCCCAUAUCUUGUAAAGCUUCAGGAUUUCAAUAAAAAAAGGAAUCUCAUUCAUUAGGUAGCAAGAAUAUGGAGUGAGAAAGCCAUUUACCUACCUUUAAUAAAACAAUCUUGACCAAA